AUGGCGGCCGAAUUCCUUCAGAAUGUCCCCGUCCCAACCCUCGAUCGGCCAUUUGGUGUCCACUUGUGGCCCAUCUUCGACCAGGCCUACGAGAAGGUCAUGGGCUAUCCCGCUAGCGAGUUCAAGUUCCAAGAGGGCGUGACCCCUCUCUCCACCCUCAAAGAGACUGCGACAAUGCUCAUUACCUACUACGUUAUCAUUUUUGGUGGUCGGGAGAUCAUGAAGAAGUUGCCUGCCUUCAAGCUCAACUUCCUGUUCAUGGUCCACAACCUGUUCCUGACUGUUGUCAGCGGUAUCCUGCUGGUCCUGUUCAUUGAGCAGCUUGUGCCCACACUCUGGAGACACGGAGUCUUCUACACGAUCUGUGACCAGCGCGGUGGGUGGACUCAGCCCCUCAUUGUGCUGUACUACCUCAACUACAUCAACAAAUACGUCGAGUUCAUUGACACCAUCUUCCUGGCCCUCAAGAAGAAGCCAUUGACCUUCCUCCACACCUACCACCACGGUGCCACCGCCCUUCUUUGUUACACCCAGCUUAUUGGUGUGACUGCCGUGCAAUGGGUGCCCAUCACCAUCAACCUGCUGGUCCACGUCGUGAUGUACUGGUACUAUUUCCAGAGUGCCCGUGGCGUCCGCAUCUGGUGGAAGAAGUACAUCACCAUGCUCCAGAUCCUCCAGUUCGUCAUUGACGUCGGCUUCAUCUACUUCGCCUCGUACACCUACUUCACCUCCUCCUACUUCCCUUGGCUCCCCAACAUGGGCAAGUGUGCCGGUGAGGAGUUCGCUGCCAUGGCUGGUAUCGGUAUCAUCAGCUCUUACCUGGUCCUGUUCAUCUCCUUCUAUAUUGCUACCUACAACAAGACCGCCAAGACCGGCCGCCCCCGCCGCAACACUGGCCAGAAGUCUCUCAUUGACAUGAAGAACUUCGAGGUUCCCUCCCCCGCCGGUUCCCAGAACCAGAACGGUGGCGCCAAGUCCAACGGCAGCGCUUCCUCCACUGGCCGCUCCAACGGCCCGGUCACUCGCUCCCGCAAGGCCUAA
This is a messenger RNA of Penicillium canescens, 1041 nucleotides long. Its product is annotated as elongation of very long chain fatty acids protein. The transcript is spliced from 3 exons. The coding region runs from base 1 to 1041 and encodes 346 amino acids. Gene Ontology annotation, biological process: fatty acid elongation, polyunsaturated fatty acid; sphingolipid biosynthetic process; fatty acid elongation, saturated fatty acid. NCBI's taxonomy places the organism in Eukaryota, Fungi, Ascomycota, Eurotiomycetes, Eurotiales, Aspergillaceae. Gene Ontology annotation, molecular function: fatty acid elongase activity. Gene Ontology annotation, cellular component: endoplasmic reticulum membrane. The record is from RefSeq and is a predicted model, not a curated record.